CAGUUUUGGGAGAUCCUCAGCAGUACCGUCCAAAGUUUACAACGCCCUCAUCGCUAAAAAUCAACAUCCAGCAACAGGUCCGAAAUUGAAAAAAUAUAUAUUUGAUAUUCAAUUGGAAACAUGGCCAACAGGAAAGUUCAUCGUCUUGGUCUUGAUGAAGAUAUCGUAACCCGGCUCACUCGGCAUAAGAUAUUCACAUGUCAGGAUCUGCUGACAAAAAACCGACUAGAACUGCUGAGGAUAUUUAAUACCCCUGAACCAAGAAUUAGAGAAGCAACAAUGAAAGCAAGCAAAGUCUGUGCUCCUACUAGUAAAAAGGCGCUGCAGCUAUGUGAGAGAGGUCCGGAUUCUUGUCCUGGUAUUCUCCCAACAUCUCUUAGAAUACUUGACCAACUAUUACAUGGAGGAUUACUAUCAGGCACUAUUACAGAGAUAGCUGGACCUCCUGGGUGCGGGAAGACUCAAUUGUGUAUGAUGCUGAGCGUCUUGGCUACUCUACCAGUCGGUAUGGGAGGAUUGAAUGGAAGUGUUAUGUAUAUUGAUACUGAAUCGGCAUUCAGUGCAGAAAGGCUUGUUGAGAUUGCUCAGUGUCGUUUUCCAGACUAUUUCUCAUCUGAAGAGACCUUGAUGAACCUAGUGGAGAAGGUCCAUAUAUCUAUGGAAUCUACAUGCUCUGACUUAUUACACAGGUUAGAAAUAUUAGAAGAAGAUCUUAUAGAGAAAGGGAUACGUCUUGUGAUUUUAGACUCGGUUGCCUCAUUGGUCAGGAAAGAAUUUGAUGGAAGAGUCGGCCGAAACAUGGUGGAGAGAACAAAUUUAUUAUCCAAACAGGCAGCCAUCUUGAAGUACCUGGCUGAGGAGUUUUCAAUACCACUUCCCACCCACCCACACACAUUUUUCUCUGUCACUUUGCCACGACACCAUCUCUCCCUCUUAUAUUGGUCUGAUGAGGCUGCUUGAUCACAGACAAGAACCCUGGUAAUGCAAGAGAGAAACUCCCAAUUUUUCAUGCAAUUAUGAGUUUGUCAUCGUCGGGAUCAGCUGGCCGUCGCGGCCCCUCGCCGCUCAAACCACCUGUUUUAUUUCGCCAACACAAGAAGAGGGUGCUGCCAGCUAGGGCUGGGGAGCUGGGCAAUGCGUCUACCACAUACACGGAGGGGGAAUGACGUUUUUCGGCACAAUCUAAUUGGAUCGAGUUUCUUUAAUAUGAUCGGAGCGAUGAUGGAGAUCACGAAUGGGACUGUAGGAGAGGAUUGGGAUCUUGACAGUCAAGCGAGGGAGGCAUUUAAUGUAAUCAAGGAACGCUUCCAAUUCAAGGGGCUUUUCCUCUCAACGCCUUAGCAAGAGAGGUUCUUGGUAUCUAGGGAGGGAGCGUUCACGCUUUCUUCUCAAUCAUCAUCUAAGUUGAUUUACAUAAUCAAAUGUAAAAGCACCCUUUCAUGACAGAAUAUUCAUUAUGGUGAAAAACAAUAUUUAGUUUCAUGAGAUAUCAAGUAAUCCAAACUGAUAUAGGUCGUAUUCCUACUUUACACAUGUAUAUCUUCAUAUAAGAUUUUAUUUCACUUUUUAUCCUGGCAGUGAUUCGCUAUAUAGUUCUUUAGAUUUAUUAAGCAUUUAUGUUUUAGGUCUAUCAGCUGAUGAUAAUUAAUCUAUGUGAGAUGCUUAUAUUGUUGUGAAUAGUUCAUGUCCAGUUUGAUUUGGUUUUGAUAUUAUUUCUGACAAAAAAUCUUGAUAUUAAGCUACCUCUUUAAUAAUCCUGAGAUAUUGAAACAGUUUGUGAUUUGUAGACUGUUUGGUGUCAAGGGCAAGUUUGACAUAUUAGAU
This is a messenger RNA of Lytechinus variegatus (green sea urchin), 1824 nucleotides long. RefSeq names its product DNA repair protein RAD51 homolog 2-like (gene rad51b). The transcript has 8 exons. NCBI's taxonomy places the organism in Eukaryota, Metazoa, Echinodermata, Echinoidea, Temnopleuroida, Toxopneustidae. The coding region runs from base 121 to 960 and encodes 279 amino acids. Gene Ontology annotation, biological process: double-strand break repair via homologous recombination. Gene Ontology annotation, cellular component: Rad51B-Rad51C-Rad51D-XRCC2 complex. Gene Ontology annotation, molecular function: DNA binding; ATP hydrolysis activity; ATP-dependent DNA damage sensor activity. The record is from RefSeq and is a predicted model, not a curated record.